Gastrolobium bilobum is the source of this 1791-nucleotide messenger RNA. RefSeq names its product AP-2 complex subunit mu. The coding region runs from base 188 to 1504 and encodes 438 amino acids. The record is from RefSeq and is a predicted model, not a curated record. Lineage: Eukaryota; Viridiplantae; Streptophyta; Magnoliopsida; Fabales; Fabaceae. The transcript has 13 exons. Gene Ontology annotation, biological process: intracellular protein transport; endocytosis. Gene Ontology annotation, cellular component: cytoplasmic vesicle; clathrin adaptor complex.
AUUUCCUCAAUAGUCAAGUUCGUGCGCUCUCUUCUAUUGUCUUCGGAAUCCAAUCCACCAAAUCGGCGACGACGCCUUCCGUUUUGUUGCUGCUCCGUCUGGAAAUCAUAGAUCCGCGGCGGAACCACCGUAUUCGGUAACCUUCUAUUGAUCUUCCGAAUCUCGUUGUGGCUAAAGUGGAUCGGAGAUGCCGGUGGCCGCUUCCGCCAUAUACUUCCUGAACCUCCGCGGAGACGUUCUCAUCAACCGCCUCUAUCGCGACGAUGUUGGGGGAAAUAUGGUGGAUGCUUUCCGGACGCAUAUUAUGCAAACCAAGGAACUUGGUACCUGUCCUGUGAGGCAAAUUGGUAGCUGCUCUUUCUUUUACAUGAGGAUUAGCAAUGUCUACAUUGUCAUUGUCGUCAGCAACAACGCCAACGUAGCUUGCGCUUUCAAGUUUGUUGUUGAGGCUGUUGCACUGUUUAAAUCAUAUUUUGGUGGAGCUUUUGAUGAGGAUGCAAUUCGCAAUAACUUUGUACUCAUUUAUGAGCUUCUAGAUGAAAUUAUGGACUUUGGUUACCCACAAAAUCUUUCACCAGAGAUCUUGAAGCUUUAUAUCACCCAGGAAGGAGUGCGUUCCCCAUUUUCAUCCAAGGCCACAGAUAGACCUGUUCCAAAUGCGACCUUACAAGUUACUGGUGCUGUUGGUUGGCGGAGAGAAGGCCUUGUCUACAAAAAGAAUGAGGUCUUCCUGGAUAUUGUAGAAAGCGUAAAUCUUCUUAUGUCUUCAAAAGGUAGUGUUCUGCGCUGUGAUGUCACCGGAAAGAUCCUUAUGAAGUGCUUUCUUUCUGGAAUGCCUGAUUUAAAGUUGGGUUUGAAUGACAAGAUUGGUCUUGAGAAAGAAUCACAACUUAAAUCCCGUCCUACGAAGAGUGGUAAAACUAUCGAGCUUGAUGACGUCACUUUCCAUCAAUGUGUAAAUUUGACAAGGUUCAACUCAGAGAAGACUGUUAGUUUCGUACCACCUGACGGUGAAUUUGAGCUAAUGAAGUAUCGUAUCACUGAGGGAGUUAAUCUUCCCUUCAAAGUAUUGCCAACCAUCAAGGAACUUGGUCGAUCACGGAUGGAAGUGAACGUGAAGGUAAAGAGUGUUUUUGGUGCUAAAAUGUUCGCUCUUGGGGUUGUAGUCAAAAUUCCUGUGCCAAAACAAACAGCAAAAACUAGUUUCACAGUUACAUCGGGCCGAGCGAAAUACAAUGCAUCAAUUGAUAGUUUGGUUUGGAAGAUUAAAAAAUUCCCGGGGCAAACUGAGUCAACCUUGAGCGCAGAAGUUGAACUUAUUUCCACGAUAACAGAAAAGAAAUCUUGGACUAGACCACCAAUUCAGAUGGAGUUUCAGGUUCCCAUGUUCACAGCAUCUGGUUUACGUGUCCGUUUUCUCAAGGUGUGGGAGAAGAGUGGGUACAAUACCGUCGAGUGGGUUCGUUAUAUUACAAAAGCAGGAUCAUACGAGAUUAGGUGCUAGACACAUCGGGUUUGCUGGAUUGAGAUUGAAGAAAAUCCCAAAUAAUUAAAGUUGCAGUUGAAGAUUUGCAUAGGAGUUUCUUAUUCAUAAAACGAAAGGUUUAAGUGUUACUCAUCGGAUAGUGUGCUGUCAAUAUGAUUCUUUGCAUGAAAAAUCAGUUUAAUAUUUUUGUUGCGAAGGCCAGCUUGUUAUCGGAACCUUAAAUUGAUUAUCUUUCUCUUGUACACUUUGUGUUUUGUUCUGAUCUUUUCUUAUACAUAAUUUGUUGUAAUGAUAAUGUUUAUUGC